This is a messenger RNA of Glarea lozoyensis ATCC 20868, 618 nucleotides long. RefSeq names its product Phosphoglycerate mutase-like protein. Gene Ontology annotation, cellular component: cytoplasm. The record is from RefSeq and is a predicted model, not a curated record. The transcript has 3 exons. Lineage: Eukaryota; Fungi; Ascomycota; Leotiomycetes; Helotiales; Helotiaceae. Bases 1 to 618 code for a protein of 205 amino acids. Gene Ontology annotation, molecular function: phosphatase activity.
AUGUCCAACACGACCACGGUACAUAUUCUUCGCCACGGUCAAGCUCUACACAAUGUUGAUCGCCAUCACAGAGAACCGGAUCCCCCUUUGACAAACCUAGGAAUACAACAGGCAGAAGCAUUAAAUUUAUCCUUCUUGCCAGACGUCGUUGUCGUCUCUCCAAUGAUUCGAACGAUUGAAACAGCUUAUUAUGUGCUGCGUGGCAAACCGUGUAAAGUCUUGAUUUGGCCGGAUCUCAGAGAAGCACACGAUGCCAUCUGCAACAAAGGAUCACCCAGGAUUGAUUUAAUCAACCGGUACCCUGACCUAGAUUUCUCGGAAUGCUCAUCGGUGUGGGACUACGAAAAGCAUACUUCAGAGAACGCACACCUUCGAGCUUCGCGAGUUCGGUUGAGACUUGAAUCGCUCGGUAAGGAUUAUGCAAAUAUUCUAGUGGUCACGCACCGAGGAUUUAUAGCUCACCUUGUAGCCGGCACAACAUUUUUCAACUGCGAGAUGCGUUCAUAUCACUUUAUCAGUACCACCGAAUACAUCCGAGAGAAUGAGAAUGGAAUUUUGCAGGAUUUUGCUCCUCACGCUUUAGACCAGGAAGCAGUUGAACAGGAAGCAGAACUCUGA